CCGGAGCGGGAUGGGCGACUGGAAAGGCUACAUUAGUGCGGUGCUGAGGGAUCAGCGCAUCGACGACGUGGCUAUCGUGGGCCACGCAGACAAUCGCUGCGUGUGGGCAUCACGGCCCGGGGGCCUACUGGCGGCCAUCUCACCGCAGGAGGUGGGCGUGCUCACUGGGACAGACCGGCGCACCUUCCUGCAGUCGGGCCUGAGCGUGGCGGGCCGCCGGUGCUGCAUCAUCCGUGACUACCUGCUGGCGGACGGCGACGGCGUGCUGGACGCGCGCACCAAGGGGCUGGAUGGGCGGGCCGUAUGCGUGGGCCACUCGCCACGUGCGCUCCUUGUGCUCAUGGGCCGACGCGGCGUGCACGGGGGCAUCCUCAAUAAGACCGUGCACGAGCUGAUCCGCGGGCUUCGCACACAGGGCACCUAG
This is a messenger RNA of Otolemur garnettii (small-eared galago), 424 nucleotides long. RefSeq names its product profilin 3 (gene PFN3). Bases 11 to 424 code for a protein of 137 amino acids. Gene Ontology annotation, cellular component: cytoplasm. The record is from RefSeq and is a predicted model, not a curated record. Lineage: Eukaryota; Metazoa; Chordata; Mammalia; Primates; Galagidae. Gene Ontology annotation, biological process: actin cytoskeleton organization; positive regulation of actin filament bundle assembly; regulation of actin filament polymerization. The transcript has a single exon. Gene Ontology annotation, molecular function: actin binding.